Adineta steineri is the source of this 4206-nucleotide messenger RNA. Lineage: Eukaryota; Metazoa; Rotifera; Eurotatoria; Adinetida; Adinetidae. The record is from the annotation of a GenBank genome assembly.
AUGGAUGAGUUUAUUCGACAAUUAACACAUGAUAACACACAAUUUGACGAUCAAUGGCCAGACAUAUUUACGAAACUACAUAAAUUACCAGAUGAUAUUCCAGAUAUUGAUCAACCUACAUUCAAGGUCAAAUCUUUAAAUGCUCUUGUUGAUUAUGUCUUAGAAGAUAAUGAAGCAACAUCUGGGACAAAAUCCAUUUUCAUUGAUAAAACUAUACAAAAUCUUCUCAAGGAUCCUCUACCAUCAUUGGACGAAUUAGUACAAAUAUUUUGUCGUGUAUUAAAUAUACCUAAUACAAAUAAAUUAUUACAAAUUAAAUUUCUUCAAGCAUUUUAUUAUCAAUAUCGACUUGGUGAACGUUUAUCAAAAUCUCCAUCUGUGGAAUUAAUUGAUUCGAUUCUCGGUUGUUUACAGAAACAUGAAUUACUAAAUAAAGAGUCUAAUGAUAAAGUUCAAGACGAAUGGAAACAAUUUCUAAGAAGAAUGUUUUCAUCACUAGAUAUGGAUACAAACAAAAUAAAUCAUAAAGAAACAAUGAUUAUAAUGAGAAGUCAGUUUCAACAUUUGUACAGAUGGGCUGCUCAUCAUUCUCGACAAUCAACUAUUUGGUCAGACGUUCUAAAUACUCUUGAACGAGCAUGUCCAACUUUAUUCGAUAGUUUUACUACUCCAGAUGAUGCAAAAGUUUAUUUAAAUACAUGUGCUGAACCUUUUAUAUCAACUGAUUAUUGUAAUUUAAUAGCUAAAUCUUAUCAAAGUCAAGCUGAUUUGUUUACAGCUAACUCAUCGGACAUAUAUAUGAUUGUUGAAAAACUUUUAUCUCAAAAUAAAAUCAAAGAAGCUCAAUACUUUGUACGUAAUGUUAUAGUUACUCAUUUCAGUUUAAUAAAUAAUCUUGAAGAAUUACUUCAAAUGUUAAUUCGUAUAUGUCCAUUAGUUGAUAUUCAAUCUCGAAAUCAUUUUUGUAAAGAUAUAAUAUCACCGAUAGCAUAUGAAAUGAAUAGGAAGAAAGCAAAUAAGAAAUUAGCAACAAGUUACUUUGAUUUAAUUCUUGCAAUUCUUGAUUUAAUCAUUAUUGAAGCUCUCCCUUGUGCUUACAGAAUACUGGAGAUAAAUGAAUUUUAUCCAUGGAAACAAUUAGAUAAACAAUUAACUCAUCUUGUUCAAUCAUGUAUUUCUUAUGAUAAGAUUAUCAGCAAUUCAGGAUUUUCUGAUUUGGAUAUAUUAGAAAAAAUUAUCAAAUUAAUUGGUGAACGAGCAAAAACUAAUCCAACCAUAUUCCGUGCAACACAUCAAUCAGCAUUACAAGCUGUUUUAAAAUGGUCAUCAAUUAUCGAUAAUGAUACUGGAAAACCAUACGAUAAAUAUAUUUUUAACAUGGGAACAAAAAUGACUGAAUUAGUUGAUACAAAGCAAAUAACUAUUGAUAACUGCUAUCAAUUUAUAGCAAUUCUUCAGAAACAAAUCAAUGAUAAUGAUGAUACAUAUGUACUGGAUAAAACGUCUCAGUACUUUUUCACAGCUAUUUCUCAAUUAUUAUCAGAGUCUAUUCAACAUAUUAAAACUAUACCAACAGCAUUACAUCAACAAUUAGCUGCCUUCUGUUCAGCAGCACUUGAUUGUUCAUUACAUGAUGAAAAUGGUGGUAUGACAUUUGAACAUUUAGCAGCAUUACAUAUUUGGUUUAAAAUUGGACAAUGUAUUGAUAAUGAAGAUAAUGCACACGCAUAUGAAACAUGUCUUGAUCGAUUAUAUAAAUUAAUCUAUGAUGAAGAAGAAGAAGAAAAAAUGUACUCUUGGUGGUGUACAUUCUGGAGUAUGACUGCGCUGAAAUAUCCAAAUGUUGCAGCUAAUCAUAUUUCACAAUUUCUUCAUGAAAUUAUUGAUCAUAAAAAAAUGAAUCUAUUAGGAUUACUUCCUACAUUGUAUGCUAAACGACCAGAACCAUUUCAUGAUCGUCUUGAUGAUCUUGUACAUGCUCUUUUCGAUGAUAAUGGACAACACCUAGUAUCAAUUGCUUCUAUUUUGAUGGUUAUUAUUAAAACACAUCCAGAAUUAAUUACAUCAUCACAAGUUGAUUAUCUAUUUACUUCAAUUAAAAAUCAUACGGACAUAUUAAAUGAAAGUAGUCAUAUUUUUCUAAUGCUUGGUCAUAUAGCAAAUGCACAACCACACUUAUUAGAUAAAUAUCGACAAGAUCUUGUACAUUUUGUUACAGAACAACAAAAACCACAAGCAUUCAAUUGUCUUCAACAAUAUUUAGUAGCAUCAACAAUUAUUAAUGGUGAAAAAACAGUCGAUGAAUAUCUUACUCUGCUGAUUAAUUUAAUAAAAAAUACAAAAAAUAUUUCAACUGAUCUUAGUUCACAAAUAUUUCAUACAUGUCAAUUGAUUGGUAUACGACAUAAACAAAUACUUGCUACUAAACGUAAUGAUUUGUUACCAUUUGAAUCUAAUUCAACAUGUCGAAUGUUAAUUGAUAUUAUUGAUGGAAAUAAAAUGAGUGAAGAAAAUCAAACAGCUAUCAAUCAUACUCUUGAUGAAAUAGCACAAAUAGAACGACGUGUUGUUCAUACAGAACAGGGUGUUCAAAAUAUAACAAAAUUAGUGAAACGUCAAGAAUUAAAUAUAACUAAUCUUGAUGCACGUGUAAAUACUGUUGAUACACAUAUAAAUGAUAUUAAUGAACAACUUGAACAUCAUGCUCAUGAACUUGAACGUAUUGAUGCCAAAACAUUAAGUUAUGUUCCAACAGAAUGGGGUCGUGAUGUAUGUACACUUCUUAAUGUUCGUGCAAAUAAUGAUUGGCGUUUACUUGGUAAACGUUUUGGUUAUUCAACAAGUGAAUUAAAACAUUGGGCUAUGCAAUUAGAUCCAACAAUGUCUUUACUUAAUGAAUGGUUUAUGACACAUAAAGCUGAUGAAGCAACAUAUGGACUUGUUAAAAUGUUAAAUGAAAUAGGUCGACAAGAUGCUGAACAAAUUAUUCGUAAAGCUAUGUCAAAUGCCGGUGAACUUAUACCAGAUGAUUUACCUAUGGAUAUUAAACGUCUUCCACCUAUUUUUCUUUCUUAUCAAUGGGGUUCACAAAAGGCUGUUGGAAAAUUAAAAACAAAUCUUGAACAAGCUGGUUAUUCUUGUUGGAUGGAUACAGGUGAAAUGGGUGGUGGAGAUAAAUUAUUUGCUAAAAUCGAUGCUGGAAUACGUGGAGCAAAAGUUGUUAUUUGUUGUAUUAAUAAAAAUUAUGCUCAAUCUGAUAAUUGUUCACGUGAAGUUCAUUUAACAAUAAGUACAGGUAAACCAUUAAUUCCAUUACAAAUGGAGAAACAAUCAUGGCCACCUGAAGGAGCACUCGGACCAAUUAUGAGUGAAUAUUUAUAUAUACGUUUUUUUGAUCGAAAAUCAAACGAUGAAAAUUAUUGGCCAGCUGAUAAAUUUACCGAAUUACUUGGUCAAAUUCGUUAUCAUGUUGCACCAGAUCCAGAUAUGAUUACUGAACAAUAUCAUAAUUGGUUUGUACCACGUGUUGAUAAUCUAAUAUUUCUUCAACCAACAACAACAACGCCUACUGCUACUACUACGACUACAAAUGAUAAAAAAGAUAAAGCAAUCAUUAAUGAUGAUACACCACUUGUUAUAACUCAUCCACAAGUUAUGAUUUCAUAUCAAUGGGAUUAUCAAAAUGAUAUUAUUAUUUUAUAUAAUAAAUUAACACAAUUAGGUUAUCGUUGUUGGCUUGAUAUAUUUCAAAUGGGUGGUGGUGAUUCAUUAUUUGAAAAGAUUGAUACUGGUAUUCGUCAUGCAAAAUGUAUUAUAUCAUGUGUUACACCAAAAUAUACAAAAUCAAUUAAUUGUCGACGAGAAAUGGCUUUAGCGGAUGCUCUAGAAAAAUUAAUUCUACCAUUAUUAAUUGAAGAUACAAAGUCAUGGCCACCAGCUGGUCCAAUGGCAAUGGUUUUUGCUGAAAGAUCUUAUAUUGAUUUUCGAAAUCCAAAACCUGAUCAACAACGAUGGAGUGGAAAAGAAUUUGAAUCAGUAUUAGCUAAAUUAAAGCAAGCUAUACCUGAAGUACAAACAGAAAAACCUCAACGACAUUUACUUGAUAUGCAACGACCAACUACAGCAAUUAAACGAAAUGAAAAUAAAUUGAAACGAAUUGGAAGUGCACCAAUUAUACCAGAAAGUCGAGCAUGUUCAAUUAUGUAG